Messenger RNA from Alexandromys fortis (reed vole), 1834 nucleotides. It is a transcript of the gene Slc25a38, whose product is annotated as solute carrier family 25 member 38. Lineage: Eukaryota; Metazoa; Chordata; Mammalia; Rodentia; Cricetidae. The coding region runs from base 334 to 1248 and encodes 304 amino acids. Gene Ontology annotation, cellular component: mitochondrial inner membrane; mitochondrion. The transcript has 8 exons. Gene Ontology annotation, molecular function: glycine transmembrane transporter activity. The record is from RefSeq and is a predicted model, not a curated record. Gene Ontology annotation, biological process: glycine import into mitochondrion.
GGCGGGGAGGGAUGGGCGUGAGCGCGGAGCCGCGGAGCCUCGCCGUGGCCGGGGCCGGGCUCGCGUCCCCCGUGAUCGAGAAGGCGCGCUCUGCGCUGUUGCCGCCGCAGGACGUGGAGGACACGGUGGAGACGCUCAUGAGCCUCUCUAUGUAGUUCUGGCUGUCAUGGAGCACUGAGCUCCAUGUAGAUCAGGUUGCCCCUCUGCCUCAUCCUCUGGAAUGCUGGGAUCAGAGAUGUCUGCCACCAUGCCUUGCUUCCAUGCCAGUUCUUACAGAAGCAUGCAGGAGACAGGAGUUGUGUCUCCUCUUGUCUUGCACCCUUGGUCAUAGGGAUGAUGGCCACAGGGGUCUUUCCGGGUGUCACCAAGAGAAUCAGUGGAGCAGCACAGAUGGAGUUACAUCCGGUGAUCAAGGCUUUCCUCUGUGGUUCCAUCAGUGGGACCUGCUCCACCCUCCUCUUCCAGCCUUUGGAUCUCCUCAAAACACGCCUGCAGACCUUACAGCCCUCGGACCUACGGUCCAGGCGUGUCGGGAUGUUGGCUGUGUUCUUGAAGGUGGUUCGCACAGAAAGUCCUCUGGGCCUUUGGAAAGGAAUGUCUCCUUCCAUCAUGAGGUGUGUCCCUGGCGUCGGAAUCUACUUUGGCACUCUGUACUCUUUGAAGCAGUAUUUCUUGCGAGGCCAUCCUCCCACCGCCCUGGAGUCCGUUAUCCUGGGCAUGGGCUCACGCUCUGUCGCAGGAGUCUGCAUGUCACCCAUCACAGUGAUUAAGACACGCUAUGAGAGUGGGACUUACAGCUAUGGGAGCGUCUAUGCAGCCCUGAGGAGCAUCUACUGCAGCGAGGGCCACCGGGGCCUCUUCAGAGGCCUGACAGCAACUCUGCUGCGUGACGCGCCCUUUUCAGGGCUCUACCUGAUGUUUUACAGCCAGACCAAAACCGCAGUGCUCCAUGGUACAGACCAGUUAGAUGUUGCUGUGAUGCCCCUGGUUAAUUUCAGCUGUGGGAUAUUUGCUGGCAUUCUGGCUUCGCUGGUGACUCAGCCUGCAGACGUGAUCAAGACUCACAUGCAACUCUCCCCAGUGAAGUCCCAGUGGAUUGGCCAGGCAGCCGUGCUCAUCUUCAAGAACCAUGGGCUGCGUGGCUUCUUCCAUGGCGGCGUUCCCCGGGCCCUCCGUAGAACUCUGAUGGCUGCCAUGGCAUGGACUGUCUAUGAAGAAAUGAUGGCCAGGAUGGGUCUGAACUCCUGAAAGAGACGGCUGGGGAAGGAAGAUCUGCCGUCUUGCCUGGUUCCUGAUGUGGGCCGCUGCAGCUCACUUUUCCUGGAGCCCCCAGAGCCUCAGAAGUGGAGUCCCCAGUGCCCACAGCUCCGGACACACUGCCAGUCAAUACACAGGAGCUGGGAAGCAAGCCUGGUUGUCCCACAGGCUAUCUGAGAGGCAUUUCUAGAGAGACCUCUGCCAGAUUGCUCUGUUUGGGCCACCUACCUCCAUCACAGGACACCGUAGAUUUGCCUAGAAGCCAGGAAUACCACAGUAGAGAGGUUGUGGGCCUCCUGCCAUGGCUGAGGGCAGGAGUCUCAAGUUAGGGAAGACUGGACCCAAGCGCUGCCGUGGACCAGUGAGAUGGCUCAGCAAGGAAUGUCAGCUUGUCGGGUGACCUGCAGUGGGUCCCAGGAAAGUCAGCUUGUCAGGUGACCUGCAGUGGGUCCCAGGACUCAUGGUGGAGGGACCUAGUUCCUACAAGUUGUUCUCUGACUUCCUCAUGUGCACUGUGGCAAGCACCCAUAUCCAAUAAGUGAAUAAAUGUAAUUUUUUAAAUAAACACAUCAGUGGA